Messenger RNA from Anguilla rostrata (American eel), 3601 nucleotides. RefSeq names its product lysyl oxidase-like 5a (gene loxl5a). Gene Ontology annotation, molecular function: protein-lysine 6-oxidase activity; copper ion binding. The transcript has 7 exons. Gene Ontology annotation, biological process: collagen fibril organization; peptidyl-lysine oxidation. NCBI's taxonomy places the organism in Eukaryota, Metazoa, Chordata, Actinopteri, Anguilliformes, Anguillidae. The record is from RefSeq and is a predicted model, not a curated record. The coding region runs from base 1181 to 2845 and encodes 554 amino acids.
AUUUGUCAAAAUAUCUGCCAGGAAAAAUUUCCUUCAAAUACCAAUUUUUAAGCGUUCAAUCCAUUUAGUGUAAUAUCCAAAAUGUACGCAAUAACUUAGACAGGAAAAUAGAGACUAUUAAGAAACAGAGAGGCUUUUUGAGUAAUAAGUAAAUAACUGCGGGGGCAAAUAAAAUGUGUUACUUUGAUGCAUAAAACGGAACUGCGUCAUGAGGGAAACGUCUGAGAAGUGUAUGUAGGAGUAGGUGUGGAUGAUUGGAGAAAUACGAGUUGUGCUGUUAAAUUGGCUUACCUUCCUGUGAGCUAACCUAAUGGCGCAGGAAUUUUCCACUUUUCACAAGAAAACUAAAUAAUCGGAUCCAGAUAUGUUAUCUUGCCUGUUUAUCGAGUAUGUUUAAUUCAAAAUAACCAACGAAAACAGCAGCGGUCUUGGAAUAAACAGAUCUCGACCAUCAGUUGUGGAACACAAGCUAAUAAUUUUAAGAUUCUUGGGACUACACGAUUACUAUACAAAUCAAUGCCCAUUCGUUUGCAUACAUCAAAAUGGUCUAGACUUCUUGACUUAGUACACAGUCAUGUUGUUUCUAGUAAUAAAGCAACUGAGCUUUAUUUAUAAUGGCAUUUUAAUGUUUUCAGUAUUCUGAUUUUAUAAAGCGAUACAGGUUAAACUAUACGCACGCAAAAUUGGUGUUUUGGCUACAGGGAAGGCAUCACGAGUUCAGCUUGCAAAAUGCUCUGUCAGAUAAAUGCUUAAUAUACAUUUCAUUGUGUCUUUCAACGAUAACACCCAAAUAACAAAAGUGGUCGCCCUAAAAUGAAAAUGUGUCCACCACAUGUUUUAUUCUUCAGGACAGCCUGCGAAUAUCACCUCAAUAACCUUUAUUUAAUCAGAGAAGGCCACCUACGCGCGUGGCACGGGCCAUACAAUUCAUCAUAUGGGGAUGAAAUGGUUAAGACAAACGAUAUCCUACUUAGAAGUAGCACAGUCUCGCUAUGCGUGCGCCAACAUACCCGCAUGAAAAGUAAGCGCAGUGCUCUCCAUCUGUCCCUUUCAAACUAGCUUCUCAAUUGCACUGUAAUGAGGAUAUACUGCACAACUAACUGCAAGACGGUGUGCCCAAGAUCCCGUCUGUGUCACUCGCUUAUUUUCGUGCACAGAAGUGAACAUAAAUUUAAUCUCAAUGGCAAGAUUUAUUGUUUUACAUAUAUUUCUACUGAAAUGCUUAAUUAUUCUGGUAAUUAGUCAGUCACAGUUCCAAGGGCUUGUAAAACCAUGGAAGCACAGGAUUCAAUGGGAAUAUAACGGCCAGGUAUAUAGCUUACUGAGCACCGAUACGGAAUAUCAAGCGCCGAUACAGGCAAAAAGGGAUACUCAAUUUUAUCUGAGCACCAAACGAGAAAUUAAUAGGCACUCUCUGUCUGCAUCGACUGGCAGGUCAUCCGGAGGCAGAGAAAUGUAUCUGAAAACCGAAUUCCUAAAACAUGAUUUAAACCAAAAUCAUGGCAAUAUUCAACAAACAAAUCAUCACUCGAAAACCAAUGUGCACAGACCAGAAGUUGGGCGCAACAUUCCUGCUGCCUUUCGCACUUCUGGAGCGAGGAACCUGUUGUCUGGGUCAUCCCAUAGAAAACAGGUUGCAGGUUCCCCUGGCGCUCGAAGCGCGUCGGUGGGAGCGCGCUCUGGGGCAAAUUCUACACCGUCGUUGACAAUUAGCGAACCUACUGGCAACGGAGUUCCAAGAGGAGGAGGAAAUCAUGCUCGUAAUUACAAUGUAUUUGCUGUUUCAAGACGGGCUCAUGCUUCUCCAGAAAGAUCCACUGAGUUCCCCCGAGGUCUCGAUGGUCGCGGAGGGUCUACAACAGCGGAAAGCAAGAAUCCCGUAGAUGAAGGCACAAGGGAACCUAUUAAUCCUCUCCGGUUGGAAACCAGUGACGGCGCAGCUCAAGUGAAUGAUCACAAGACACUUGUUGGUUAUGAUUCUAAUUAUGCUAGAUCCCCGCAUGUGCUUUCUGAAAAUAGCAAUGAUGUUGGAAGAGAGAGUAUUAUGCCAGAGUCUGGCAAAACGGCAGACCCCAGUGAUAUGGUUGGAGAUGAUCCACGGUAUCCCUUCAUAAACAACGGGAACACCAUUCUCUAUAACGCCUACCGACCCCGUGGGAGAACAAGGGCUCCGACACGCCGUCCGCAAGGGUCUGGAUACGGAACAAGAUAUUUUCUCAACGGACUCCCGGACCUCAUUCCGGACCCUUAUUAUAUUCAAGCAUCUACUUAUAUACAGCGCGUGCAGAUGUACGCCUUAAGGUGUGCCGCCGAGGAGAACUGUCUGGCCAGGUCAGCGUACAGGCGAAGUGUCAGAGACAUUGACUUCAGGAUGCUGCUUCGGUUCCCCCAGAGGGUGAAGAAUCAAGGCACAGCAGACUUCCUUCCUCUGAAGCCCCGGCACCAGUGGGAAUGGCAUAGCUGCCAUCAGCAUUACCACAGCAUGGAUGCCUUUAGCACCUACGACUUGCUAGAUGUGUCCACUGGGCGGAAAGUCGCUGAGGGACACAAAGCAAGUUUCUGCUUGGAGGACACCACCUGUGAUCCAGGAUUCCAAAGGCGAUAUGCCUGCACAGCACACACACAGGGAUUGGGUCCUGGUUGCUACGACACCUAUGACGCCGACAUUGACUGUCAGUGGAUUGACAUCACAGAUGUGCCUCCUGGUAAUUACAUCCUCAAGGUUAUAGUGAACCCAACUUACCAAGUACAAGAAUCUGAUUUUUCCAACAACGCUGUGUGGUGUGACAUCACAUACACUGGAUCUUUUGUCCAAGCGCAGAACUGCCAGAUAAGGGGCAUCUAAUCUACCCAAUGUGCUAAUAAGGCCAUCAGAAGUGAGUUUCUGCUCAAAAAAAUAGAACUUUAUGCCAUCAAAGUUUUUACCUUGAUGGAAACUAACUGAGACUAACUUGGGAUAUUUUUUUUUACCAUACAGACUUAAAUAUAUUUCCCAUACAAAUAAAUAUUUCUGCACUUUUCAAACAUAACUGAAAUUCAAAGUAAGAAAGGAAAAGAUGAGUGCACCAAUAUGUGAUUAUAUAUUCAAUUGUAUAGCUUUUUAAUUUAAAAGUGUGUAAUAUUUUAACUCUGUUUAAUUAACUCCUCAAAAACAGAAAACAUUCAUUCUUAAGUUAUUUUUGAUGUACUGAAGGUGUUUUAAUGAAGGAAUUCAUGUAUGAUAGUAUUUUUAUUCUGAAAUGAACCACCCAUUGACAAUAAAGAACCAAGUUCAAAUAAAUCCCUCAAAGUCAUUUUAUGUGCACUCUGAAUACCAUUUCCAUGUUUAAAUAUUAGCCUUUUAUGUACCAAAUAUUAAUAUGUAUGCAUGUAUGUAUGUUUGUGUGGUUUUUCCCCACAAAAUUUAAUGGAAUCAUGCUGCUUAAGCACAUGAACUUGAAUACUUGCUGUAAAACAGUUUUGUUCCUAGUGGGUGAAUUUAUUUAGAGCUUUUUUAUUUAGUUUGUUUUGUAUGAAAUAACUGUUCUCUGUAAAGUCAGUAUGGUUGUUUUAUUUGUGUAUGUCCAAAAAAACAGUGACUGAAAUUUAAUGAAAAUAAAUA